CUCCCGGGCGGGGGGCACCAUGUCGCUGCGGGGUGUCAGGGUCGUGGAGCUGGCCGGCCUGGCCCCGGGUCCGUUCUGCGGGAUGGUGCUGGCGGACUUCGGGGCGCAGGUGGUGCGCGUGGACCGCCCCGGGUCCCAGGGCGACGUGAGCCGCCUGGGCCGGGGCAAGCGCUCGCUGGUGCUGGACCUGAAGCAGCCGCGCGGCGCGGCGGUGCUGCGGCGCCUGUGCGCGGGCGCCGACGUGCUGCUGGAGCCCUUCCGCCACGGUGUCAUGGAAAAUCUGCAUCUUGGGCCAGACAUUAUGCUGCAGGAAAAUCCAAAGCUUAUCUACGCAAGGCUCACUGGAUUUGGUCAGUCAGGAAGUUACUCUAAGUCUGCUGGCCAUGACAUCAACUAUUUGGCUUUGUCAGGUGUCUUGUCAAAAAUUGGCAGAAGUGGUGAGAAUCCUUAUGCACCAUUGAAUCUCCUGGCGGACUUUGGAGGUGGUGGGCUCAUGUGUGCAUUGGGCAUCAUGAUGGCUCUCUUUGAACGCACAAAAUCUGGCAAAGGCCAGGUCAUUGAUGCAAACAUGGUGGAAGGAGCAGCAUAUCUAAGUUCUUUUCUGUGGAAAACUGAACAAAUGGGAUUGUGGACACAGCCUCGAGGACAGAACUUGUUAGAUGGUGGGGCACCAUUCUACACAACUUACAAGACAGCAGAUGGGCGCUACAUGGCUGUUGGAGCAAUAGAACCCCAGUUCUACCAGCUGAUGGUCAAAGGACUUGGUCUAAAGUCUGACGAACUUCCCCCCCAGAUGAGUACAACUGAUUGGCCAGAAAUGAAAAAGAAAUUUGCAGAGGCAUUUGCAAAGAAGACCAAAGAAGAAUGGUGUAAGAUCUUUGAUGGCACAGAUGCAUGUGUGACCCCUGUGCUGACCUUUGACGAGGUCACCCAUCACAGUCACAACAAAGGACGCGGUUCAUUCAUCACCAACGAGGAGAAGCAUGUGAGUCCUGGUCCUGCACCUCUGCUGUCCAGAACCCCAGCUGUCCCUUCUGUCAAAAGGGAUCCUUUGGUAGGAGAACAUACUGAAGAGGUACUCAAAGAAUUUGGAUUCAACCAGGAAGAGAUCGAUCAGCUCAAGGCAGAUAGAAUCAUUGAAAAUAAGAAGAUGAAACUAAACUCCAACUUGUAGGCACUAAAGUGAAUUUGAAUGUCACAUUUACACAUAUAAUUGUAUGUGUGGAAAUAUGUAAGAAAAGUAAUGAACUGAUCAAUUAUUGUAAUCCAGGAACAACUGGUGACUAAUUCUACACUCAUGAUUGCAUUCUAAGAAGUAAUUUAGGGCUAAACAUGUAUUUUUGCAACAUUGGUGUUUGAAUUUAGGGCCUCAUUUGUUAGGCAGGUACUCAUCACUUGAACCAUGCCUCCAGCAUGCUUUAAAACAUUUUAUGCACUUCAUAUUAAUUUGUGUCAGGUUUCCUGCCUUCACUUUUACUUGAUAAACCAUAUUUGUUGAUAUUAAAAUGCUUAUAACAUAUUUUUAAAAUAAUUAGUAUAACACAUUUCUAUUAAAUAAAGCCUCUAUCUUCUGAAAGUAAACUGUGCUUUUAAGUUUACAGUGGUUUUCAAGAAAGCUGUUUGCAUAUUUAAAUAGCAUUUUCUGAUGCAUUGGAAUAUUAGUAGCUCUACUGUUUAUCCAAAUGCAUGCCCUUAGAAAAGUUUGACCCCCGUUAGUUUCAGAAGGAAAUCAUUCUGUUAGUAUCAGAGCAUUUGAAUGUUAGUAAAUGUUCUGGAGGUUUCUUCCAGAAAACUUUUCCCCUAGAAUGCUCUACUGAGUGCUGGAUUCUAUCUAGUGGGGGCUUGUUGGCCUGUUCUUUCCUGGCUGUACUGAGCUUUCUCUUCCUCAGUGAGCUGUCCCAUCAUCCAUUUGGAAGGCUGCUUGGGUCUACCUACUCUCCCACUCCUCCUCCCAUUUUCAUCAGCUCUCCCUCUGCCCUGGAAGUCUCUCUGUUUAAUCAAGUGAAAAUCAUGAUAAACAACAACUUGCUUUUUUAAGCCUUAUUUUUAUUUUUUGAGACAGUAUCUUGCUAUGUAACUCAGACUGGCC
Messenger RNA from Dipodomys ordii (Ord's kangaroo rat), 2089 nucleotides. It is a transcript of the gene Amacr, whose product is annotated as alpha-methylacyl-CoA racemase. Gene Ontology annotation, molecular function: alpha-methylacyl-CoA racemase activity. The record is from RefSeq and is a predicted model, not a curated record. The transcript is spliced from 5 exons. Gene Ontology annotation, biological process: bile acid metabolic process. Gene Ontology annotation, cellular component: mitochondrion. NCBI's taxonomy places the organism in Eukaryota, Metazoa, Chordata, Mammalia, Rodentia, Heteromyidae. Bases 20 to 1174 code for a protein of 384 amino acids.